AUUUAUAAGGAGCUUCUAGCACACGUGGCGGCUUUCAGAUUCGCUUCGACCUCCCACAAAGCACCAUUACCUCGUCAUUUUCUUCAGUUUUGGCAGUUUAUUUGCAGACUAGUAGAAAAAAGAAAAGAAAAAUGUCUCUACGAAACCUGCAUUUGAGCCUUUCGUUGGCACUCCUCUCCAGCCUCUUUAUAGUGAAGACCUGCGCCGUUUCUGAAGAUGUCUCUGAAGACGGGUGUUUGGGCGAGACAGAAAAUCCUAAUGUGAAUUUCGCCUCUAAGGUUACCUAUAGUUUCGUUAGAGGGAAUAUCGCUGCAGAAGUACUGGCUCUGAAAAAGUCUGGAUGCCGGGUGCGCUCCGUGUGGAUGAUGGCUCGACACGGCAGCCGCUACCCAACAGAUCUUGAAGGGAGCUUCAUCUGGAAUUGGCUGCCGCGUCUCAAGGAGGAGAUCUUGGAAGCCCACGAGAUGGGUUCAGGUUCCUUGUGCCAGAAGACGCUCGAGCUCCUGAAGUCGUGGACAGGCGAGGAGUUCUCUUCUAGCCGCGGGAUGCAGCUCUUCGAUACCGGGAGGAAGGAGAUGAAGGGGCUGGGCGUCAGGAUGCGCGCUGCCCUUCCCCAUUUCUUCACGGAGGAUGCUCUGAAUCGCAGGGUUUUGAUAUGGUCCACGAAUACCAGCCGAACCAUAGAUACCGCAAAGGUUUUCUUGAAGGGUUUUUCUCCCUCAGAGGAUCUGGAGAAGAAUAUUACAGUCAAGACGAGUGAUCAGAUCCUAGAGUUCCCAGACAAAUGUCAUAAAUACAGCAAAACAGUCUUUCAAGGCCAGCGUAUGCCAGCCUUCGAACAGUACCUGAGGGGGCCUGAGGUCCAGAGUGUUGUCGACAGAGUGUCUCAACGCAUUGCCGUCUCAGUCAACUUAAAACAAGUGGGUACCAUGUACAACACCUGUCGUUAUUACAAAGUGAUGGAACCACAGAAAAAAUCCGUUUGGUGUGCUGUCUUCAGUAAAGAAGAUCUUAAGGUCUUGGAAUAUGGAGAGGACCUUUUCCUAUACCACCAUCAUGGUUAUGCUUUCAAUAUAACUUUCGAACAAGCUUGCCCUGUUGUGAAGGACAUAAUUCAGCUUUUUAGGAACCAGAAUGAAACCAGUGCGUUCUAUUUCACACACUUAGAAACUGUGAUGAAGGUCAUGACCCGCUUCGGCUUCUUCAACGACAGCGUCCCCCUCAGCCACACCGAGAGAGAUGCCAACCGUCUGUGGCGCACCUCGCGUUUCGGGGGAUUCGGGAGCAACCUCGCCUUGCUGCUGACCCAGUGCGGGAGGGAAGGAUGGACCGUCAACACCUACAUCAACGAGAGGAAGGCCCCCCUGCCCGAGUGCACGUUUCCGACAGGUUGUCCCUGGCCCCGUUUUCUACAGCUCUAUGGCCAGUACGAGGUCUGCCCAUUCGACGACUUGUGUGAAAACGAAAAUCCCUGUGUAGACUGUCAACCGGACCAUUUGCAUUUAUUGAGAAACAUUUUAAAAGAACUUUAGAUUUUGUAUUUUUGUUUGAUUGGAUAAAUGCAAAAAGGAUAAAGUGAGUUAACAAUGUGUUUUGUUUGUUUGGAUAAAUACAAAAAGGAUGAAGUGAGUUAGCACUGUGUUUUGUGUGUUAAGAUAAAUGCAAAAAGGAUAAAGUGAGUUAACAAUGUGUUUUGUUUGUUUGGAUAAAUACAAAAAGGAUAAAGUGAGUUAGCAAUGUGUUCGGUGCCAAAUGCUUUAUAGUGCUAUAGGAUAGUAUGUUAGUGAAAGGGUUAAAAAUGGGGGAGAAAAUGGAGUAAAAGAGAGUAAAAAAGGGAUGAGUAAAAGGGGAAGGGGUUCCGGGCGUAGGACGAUUAGAUCAAAUGGAGAAGAUCUUUGUCUGAGGAAGAGAGAGGAACACUGUAUGAGGAAAACAUAACGGCAGGAGAUCCAAACUGAAACAAACAACUGGCAAUAAAGGGUAGAAAUGGGAGGAGAAGAAGUAGGAGAAAGUGGUUGGAGUAAGAGAAAGAAGGAUCCGGAGAAGGAGGUGAGUGAUAAGGAUAAUGGGGAAAGGAGGUAAGGAUUCAGGGAAAAGAAGAGGGAAUGUGUCUAGGGGAGUAUGGAUGUUGUUGGGAGAGAGAGAGAGGGGGGGGGGGGAGGGAAAGAGGGAUAUCGAUGAUUACUUUGAAUGAAAUGGAAUAGGAAUUGAGAGUGGAAGGUGGUUGAGAGACCGGGGCGUAGAGGAAGAGAGGGCGGGGUGGAGUGAGGUUGUACUGUGGGAAGCAGGAAGAGUUGUAAUUAGGGAGGAGUGGGCAGCCAAUGAAGAGGAUUGUGUAGGAAGAGUACUCUUACACGUUAGGAAGUGGACAGAAGAUGGAAUUGAAGGAGAGAAGGAAAAUGACAGAAGGAAAAGAGAAGAACAUGCUGAAUUCGUCGAGGCGAAGACUGAAGUCCAAAGCAGGUGUGAUCCCCUACAUCAGUCGCCGUCUCCUGUAGUCUCCCCCCCCCCCCCACGAUAGACACGGGCAUGGGGGGGGGGGGUUGUAUGGGAUAACUGUAUGAUUACCUUUAUCUCUCUUUUAUCUAUCCUCUUAUUUAUUUUAUUUUUCUUUUCCGUAACAUUUAAAGGACUAUGUGCAUAAGUAAGCCUCAUUUUACCAUUGUGAUUUUUUGAGAAAACAAACUAAAUUAACUGGUAAUAGGAAACAGUGGAAGAUCCUGAUUUAAGAACUGUAUGUUUGGAUUAGGAUAAAUACAUUUUUGUUAAGAA
Molecule: messenger RNA, 2772 nt
Organism: Penaeus chinensis
Lineage: Eukaryota; Metazoa; Arthropoda; Malacostraca; Decapoda; Penaeidae
Product: multiple inositol polyphosphate phosphatase 1-like
Exons: 12
Coding region: 132-1532 (466 amino acids)
Molecular function (GO): acid phosphatase activity; inositol phosphate phosphatase activity
Source: RefSeq, a predicted model, not a curated record